GUCGGUGCCGUGUGUGACGCGUAAAGGGGCUGGAUGUAUACACUUGUGUGAUCCUCCUCCAUUCAUGUGUGUUCAGAGGCAGCAGCUCCGACAGCCGGGUCCUCACUUGUGCCAUCUCUUCCCAACGCAAAGCUUGUUUUAUCACACGCACAAAGGUAGUGAGCCCCGGUCACUGUAUCCACCAUGGCAGAAGCCCACCAGGCUGUGGCCUUUCAGUUCACUGUUGGCCCUGAUGGCAUCGACCUGCAGUUAUCCCACGAGGCGCUGCGCCAGAUCUACCUGUCCGCACUCCACUCCUGGAAAAAACGCUUCAUUCGCUUCAAGAAUGGGGUGAUGACCGGUGUGUACCCGGGAAGUCCUGGUGGAUUUAUGGUCGUUGUUGUGUCCUACAUGUCCUAUAAUAGAUAUUAUCAACUGGAUCCCUCACGGGGGAUUCUUACAAAAGUUGGUCAAUAUUUGCCCAUCAGUCAAUACAUCUCCUCAGACAGUCAGAAGAUCGUUGGAGGAGUCCUGGUGGGCACCGGGCUGUGGGUCUCCAUCAUCAUGGUCAUGAGGAACGUGCUGAAGUCCCUGCUGUCCUGGCACGGCUGGAUGGCCCAGAGACACGGCUCUGUGCCCUACUCCACACGCCUGUGGAUGUUAUUAGUGAAGAUUUUCUCUGGCCGGAAGCCAAUGCUUUACAGUUUCCAGAACUCUCUGCCAAGACUACCAGUUCCUGCUGUUAAGGACACCUGCAGAAGGUAUUUGGAGUCUGUCCGUCCUCUGAUGGAGGAUGAACAAUUUGAGAGGAUGAAGGGUUUGGCCAAAGACUUUGAGAAGAAUCUGGGGCCCAGACUGCAGUGGUACCUGAAGCUCAAGUCCUGGUGGACGUCAAACUAUGUCAGUGACUGGUGGGAGGAGUACAUUUACCUCAGAGGCCGCAGUCCCAUCAUGGUCAACAGUAACUAUUAUGCCAUGGAUUUUCUUUAUGUAUUCCCAACAUCAAUCCAAGCAGCAAGAGCUGGUAAUGCGAUUCAUUCGAUCAUGCUCUAUAGAAGAAAACUGGACAGAGCCCAAAUCAAACCAAUAUACUUGCUGGCAAACAAGGUUCCACUGUGUUCGGCUCAGUGGGAGCGGAUGUUUAAUACAAGCCGUAUCCCUGGUGUGGAGACGGACAUUCUAGUGCAUGUGAAUGAAACCAAACACAUCGUCGUGUACCACAAGGGCCGCUUCUACAAGGUCUACAUGUUUUAUGAUGGACGGCUGCUGUUGCCGCGGGAGAUCGAGCAGCAGAUGGAGAGGAUCUUGGCCGACACGUCUGAACCAUCUCCGGGAGAGGAGAAACUGGCUGCUCUCACCGCUGGCGAAAGGACACCAUGGGCCAAAGCUCGUGAGACCUACUUCAAUCGUGGAAAGAACAAGCAGUCAUUGGACGCGAUUGAGAAGGCUGCCUUCUUUGUGACUCUUGAUGACACUGAGCAACGCUAUGAUGAAAAGAAUCCAGUGAAGUCUCUGGACAGCUACGCCAAGUCCCUGCUCCAUGGAAAGUGCUAUGACAGGUGGUUUGAUAAAUCCUUCAACUUGAUUGUCUUCAAAAAUGGCACGAUGGGUCUGAAUGCAGAGCACUCUUGGGCUGAUGCUCCGAUCGUUGGACACCUCUGGGAGCAUGUGCUUUCCAUGGAUCCUGUCAAGUUAGGAUAUAAUGAAGAAGGUCACUGCAAAGGACAGCCCCAUUCAAACAUGCCCGGUCCCCAGCGCCUGCAGUGGGACAUUCCCACAGAGUGUCAGGAGGUCAUCGAGAGCUCUUUGACAGUUGCCAGGAAUCUGGCCGAUGAUGUGGACUGUCACAUCAUCCCCUUCAACACCUUUGGAAAAGGCUUGAUUAAGAAGUGCCGCACCAGUCCUGAUGCCUUCAUACAGAUCGCCUUGCAGCUGGCCCAUUACAGAGACAAGGGGAAGUUCUGCCUGACCUAUGAAGCCUCCAUGACGCGCCUGUUCCGUGAGGGCCGAACAGAAACUGUGCGCUCCUGCACUGUGGAGACCUGUGCCUUUGUCCGAUCCAUGAUUAGAGAUGAAACUAGAGAGGAGCGUUUGAAGUUGCUCAAAACGGCCGCAGAGAAGCACCAAAACAUGUACCGUUUGGCAAUGACAGGACAAGGCAUCGACCGUCACCUGUUCUGUCUCUAUGUGGUCUCUAAAUACUUGGGAGAGGACUCUGCUUUUCUCAAAGAGGUGCUUUCUGAGCCAUGGAGGUUGUCUACCAGUCAGACUCCUCUCCAGCAGGUGGAGCUGUUUGAUCUGCUCCAACACCCAGAGUACGUCUCCUCAGGGGGAGGAUUUGGACCGGUUGCAGAUGAUGGAUAUGGUGUUUCUUACAUCAUUGUUGGUGAGAAUCUCAUCAACUUCCACAUCUCCAGCAAACAUUCAAGCCCUGAGACGGACUCUCACCGCUUCGGGGGCCACAUCAAACAGGCCAUGAUGGACAUUUUGGAUCUGUUCCAGUUCGAUAAGAAAGGCACCAAGUGAAUGCCCUUUCCGCUGGUGCUGUGAACAGACUAUGUUAUAAAUAUGUUUGUACAGGUUUGAAAUUUGGGAGUAUUUAAAGUUAAUUCUUGUGAGAGGAAUGAGGAAAUUUGGAGACUUGUUUGCAAUUAGAAACAUAAUUUGGUAUCUGUAUAUAGGUGAGGAGAUGCUGAGAUUUGCAGAGUAUGAUGCAGGUAGUGAAAAGAUUAAAGUUUUUAUUUCCAAGACUGUACGGUGCCUUAGUGACCCACUAAUGUAUCAAGGCCAGAAAGGGAAGAGCAAGUCGGUUUGCUGCUGUAAAGUCUGAAAUCAAAGGUUUCAAGUGAGGUUUAAUGGAAUCACAUUUCGUUUUAUUCUUUGAGUAGUCCUUGUUCAGGUGUAAAUUUAUUUAAUGUUAAAACUCAGAAGUACAUCUAGUGAGCAGAUGAUCAAAACUGAGUAAUGCUAAAUUUUAUGUAGCAAUAAUCUGAUGCUUAAAGUUGCACUGUGUAACUUUUCUGGAGGGGGUCCGGUUUCUGUUUGUCUCCAUGGAGAUGUUAAUGCUUCUGUUUAAGUUAAGUCUUGCAUUUAUUCAACUAUAGGUGUUAUUUAUUGCUCAAAAAUAUCUUAAAUUUUCUCCACAAAUCUAAGCUGUAAUUUCACUUGCAAGUCUCCAUGGAGAUUAAUUCGUUUAUGGGACAUACUGUGGAACAUUCUAGCAGACAAGAAGGUGACGGACCCUCCAGCAGACAAGUUACACAUCGCGGCUUUAAAAUGGAUCGUAUUUUUUGCCCCUAUCGUAAUUUUGAAAAAGUGAAAUUGCACGUGACAUCGCUGUCUCUCUUAGCUGCUAAUAUGUCCAUUGCUAAUUUGUUGAUGUAGCGUCAAAGGGAGGUCAUGUCCGCGUCUUCUUUCAUUCUCAGGUUAAACUGACUUAGUCUUUUAUUGCUGGGUGCUUCGUAGAGCAUCGGACGAUUGAUUUUGCUGAUUUUAAAUUGUUAUUUAAUUUCGCAAGUUAGAGAUUCACUAUGUAACUUUUCUUUUGGACUGUACCGUAGAUUGUGUGUAUAUAUAUAUAUAUAUAUAUAUAUAUAUAUAUAUAAACGGACAUAGCGAACCUGCGAGCCGCCGUGUUUGAAAGGGGAAGUAGAGCCCUGCACUCCCACGGGACCCGAGGCAAAACAGUGGGGCGCAGGGCAUGUUUUGAAAGCUCAUUGCGGGCGUGAGCGGGUGGGAUGAUAAACUGCAGUCUCGCAAAAUAAAUAUGAGUGUAAACUAAAAUAUACAAAUGAUUAAUGUAAGCCUAUCAUUAGGAAUGUAACAAAAAACAAAAUAUCGUGAUAUUGUACCGUCAAAGCUCUCACAAUAAUAAUAUCAUGGACCAUCACAAUAUAUUGAAUUACAAGUCCCUUUGCUUAAAUUAAGAGUUAUGGUGCAACAAUAGCUAAAAAAGACAAAGGGAACUACAUAGACCAUGAUCCUUUGCUCCAUUUCAGUGUAGACUACAAGAAGUAGUAACAGUUUUAAGCACUUUUAAGUCUUAGUUGUUUGGACUAAGUAAAUUUUAAGAGGAAAAAGUAGUGACACAGUUUUGUUCGCUUCCACAAAAUAUCACAAUAUCACAUAAAUAUCGUACCGUGAGAUGUAUAUUGUGAAAAUAUCGUACCGAGAGAUUUGGAUAUUGUUACAUUCCUAAUCGUGAGCUUUCCCACGAUAUCGCAAUAAGUAUCGUACCGUGAGGUUCAUACCGUGACGAUAUCCUUUUAUAAAUAAUUUGGGCUGGAUAUUUAAAUUGGCAUUAAUAAAAAUAUUUUUAGCAGCCUAAAUUCACGGACAUGGUCUAAUCUUGUCCACAUUUUAGACAAUUCUUUACCGCUUCUCCGUGUUUGAUAGAGUUUGAGAAAGCGAACAUCCCCCAUUUGCUGGAUUUGCGGGCAGGACCGGGACAAAACACCGCAGACUCGUGAGGGAACAGGAAUGAAAAUUACAAUUCUUUGCGGGUGUGGGCGGGAGCGGGACUGAAAAUUCUGUCCCGCGCAGACCUCUAAUAGGAAGUGAGCAUGGGCACUCUUCCGGCUCCAUCGACUUAGACUCCAGUUCUGUUUGUACUGAAAAAAGCGUCACUCCUCUCUCUCUGGAACCGCUACUGUCAGACUCCUCAUUUUGGGCAUAAAACGUUCAUAUUAACGCUCUCUACAUGAUCCUGGUGCUUUUAUUUCACAAUUUUGUCCAUUAAUAAAUUCCUAAUCCUAAUAUGAAACUCGGCACCAAAUUCCAACUUCAAAAUCUAUAACUGCAGGCCUCGUUGAGCUUCAUUUGACUCCCUUCUGUAUUCAGUGUAUGGACAGUACACCACUUACUUGCUUGUCUCCAUGGACGUGUUAUUGCUUCGCCUGGAAUGUUCCACCGUAUGACAUUAACAUUUCAGACUAAGUAAUAAGAUCCCAGUAGAGAAACGCAACACACGCCAGAAAAGUGUCAUAGUGCGGCUUUAAUGUGAAUGAGAUUCUAAAAUAAUAUUGAUAAAGCUGCGUUAAAACAGUUCACGGUCAACUGACAUUUCCACUUUUCACGUUAUAAAUACAAUACACUCCGAAAUUCAUUGUGUGUGUGCGUGUGCAGUAAACAGUUUUCAUCACAGGUUUGCGUUAAUUGUGUAUUUUUUUUAGUGCGUCACUGGUCAAAGUUGUGUACAAGCUUCGUUCACAGACUAACUAAUGGAACAACGCUUCUCUUCAUUACAGUAUAGUACGAUCGGCUUUAGGGUUUAGACACGCACAUUUGGACAGUUAAGGAUUGCAUUUCUAUUUUGUAUAUGUUGUCCGGAAGUUAUUUAUUUUUCAUGUUUGUAAUUUCAUCUAAACUGUUUGGAAACUGCAUUUUUACCAUUUGAAUGUGGAAGGUGUAAUAAUGUAAUUUAGGCACUAAGUUUGGGGGUUUUUUUUGUUUCUGGAGGGAUUUAUUAUUUUUUUUUUUGGACAGAACAUUGUAGUUGACUUUUUUUAUCUUUGGUUAGAACUCAUGUUUACACUGCUGCAUGGUUUUGCUAAUGGCGCUGUAUGUUUGCCUUUUAAUUUAACAGAUGUUUAACAAGAAUAAGCAGCUGAUUAAACCAAAACUCAAUAAAGCGAAUGUCAGACAGCUGUA
Molecule: messenger RNA, 5628 nt
Organism: Boleophthalmus pectinirostris (great blue-spotted mudskipper)
Lineage: Eukaryota; Metazoa; Chordata; Actinopteri; Gobiiformes; Gobiidae
Gene: cpt1ab
Product: carnitine palmitoyltransferase 1Ab (liver)
Exons: 19
Coding region: 184-2505 (773 amino acids)
Biological process (GO): fatty acid metabolic process; carnitine metabolic process
Cellular component (GO): mitochondrion
Molecular function (GO): carnitine O-palmitoyltransferase activity
Source: RefSeq, a predicted model, not a curated record